AUGUCUUUCUCCCUAAGGACAACUAGUUCACAUAGUAGUAAUAACACUAAUUAUGAAACUAAUUUUUUGACUCAACAACAAGAAAAUCCUCAUCCCCAACAUCAACAACAACAAUCAGAUCAACUUCAUUUAAAAAAUUAUAAUGAUUUUUUAUAUCGUGAUGAUUAUAUUUUACAACAAUUAAGUAAUAGAAUUAAAUAUAAUCAAUUAAAAUAUGGUUUAAAUGGUGGGGGUGGUAAAUCUUCUCAAAUUUUAUUAUCUGAAAUUUUAAAUGGUGAUAUUCAUGAAUGUAAUAGUAGGGAUAGUAAUGAUGGAGAUGAUGUUAAUGUUGGAUUUUAUGGUAAUAUUAGUAAUAAUUCUUCUUCAAAAGGAUCCAAUUAUAAUGGUGAAGGACUUCAACUAGGUUUUGAAUCAAAUUUUAGAAAUAAAAAUCAUAAAUCCAAAUCUAGUAAUCAUGGACAUGUUUCAAGUCAAGGUAAUGAUAUCAAUCAUAUUGAACAAAACAAAUCACAAAUUAAUGAAACUAGACCUCCAACUCAUGAUAUUCCUGAUGAAUUAAUUCAAAUUUUUCAAGAAUUUGAAAAUGAUAAAUUGACAAGACAAAGACCAGGUUCAAGAUUAAAUAGUGGUAGUAGUAGUAGAUCAUCAAAUAGACCCAAAUCUAAUGGUGGUGUUAUUUUCAAUGUUAUUGAUGAUGAAACAGAAGAAGAAGAUAGACCUAAUUCUGAUCAAAAACAAUAUUACACCCAUGAUGAUGAAGAUGAUGAAGUUGAAUAUAUAACUUCUGCCAAUACUAUAUCACCAGAAAUUUAUAUUAAUGGAUAUAUGAAAUUUAUCAUUAAUUCAUCACAAAUAAAUUCACCAAAUGAAGAACAGUUACAAAAUCAAAAUCAACCAAAUAAUCCACAAACAAUUUCUAAAAAUAAUUCAUUAGUUUCAAUUUCAAAUUCAAUAGCAACAAGUAAUGAUGAAAUAGAAUUAUUAGAAAGUCCUAAAAUAGAUUUAACUCAUGAUCAAAUUAUUGAAUUAUUUGAAGAAACAUGUAAAGAAAUUGAUGAAUGGAAACAAACUUCUUUUAAUUUAGCCAAUAAUAAAUUAAAUUUUAAAUCAACAAAUUAUCACCAACAAUUAUUACAACAACAAUAUCAAUUACAACAACAACACUUACAACAACAAAGAAUUAAAUUGAUUCUGCAAGAUGAUUAUAAUGUUGAUAAAAACUGUAAUUUAAAAUCCCAAAAUAAUUAUAGUAAUGAACAUAUUAAUGAAAUUGGAGGUGGAAACAAUAAUGAAUUAAAAAAUAAAUUAGUUGAUGAUUUAUAUUGUGAUGAUACAAAUGAAUUUGAUGAUUCUUCAAUUGAUUUUGAAAGAAAAAUUCGAAAAAAUCCUGGAUUUGUUAAAAAAGUGAAUACUUUUUAUUUCAAUAACAAUAAUAAUAACCAUAGUAGCAAUAAUGUCAAUGAAACAUCACAAAUUAUUGAAGAUUUAAAAAAUAAAUCGUUUCACUCGAAUGCAAUAUUAAUUGGUUCAUCAACUAAAAGAUCUUCUUCAACAAGUUCUGAAGUUUCAAAUUUAUCAUUUGAAUUACAAAAUUUAAAUUCAAAUUCAAGUACUACUUCUCCAUUAGAAAAAUUAACUCAUCAAAUUAUUGAAUCUCCUAAAACUUCAACACCAGUUAGAUUAGACAAAACAAUUGAUUUAGUUGAUGAAAAUACCUCCACUAGCAAUAAAUUAACUCAAUCAGCUAUUUCCAAAAAACGUAGGGAAAAACAAAAAAUUCCAAGACGUCCUUAUUUUGGUUAUAAUAAUUUUAAUGAUGAAUCUCAAUUUCAAUUUCAAUCUCAACCUCAACCUCAACCUAAUUCUUCGAAAAAUAAAAAUAUAUUUAGGGUAGGUAGUGCAAUUGAUUUUAAAUCUUUUAAAAUUGAAAGUAAACCAGAUUAUGAAACAUCAAAAAAUUUAUCAUUACAAUCAUCAAAAAUUCCAAAUAAAUUUCAUUGUAUUCAAUUAAAUGAUAAAUUAAUUGAACCAUUAUAUAAUUCAAAAACUUGUAAAAUUCAUAGAAUUUUGUAUAUUAGGGAUGAUUUUGAUAUAAUUUUUAAUAAUUAUCAAUCUGAAAAGGAAUUAACACAAGUAAAUUCAAAUUCAAAUUCCAAAUAUAGAUUAUCAAAAAACGUCAACUUCAAAAAAUCAUCUUAUGAAUCUCAAUAUAUUUUGACAAAAAUUGAUCAAAAAACAAGUAAACCAGAUAAUACAACAAGAUCAGGAUUAUGUCCAUAUUGUGAAACCAUCGAAUUUUUUGGUUUAAAAAAUUCUUCUUAUGGUAAUCAUUUAGCUUAUAAACAUGGUAUAUUAACAAAUGGUAAAUCAAUUCCUGACCCAAAAUUUUUUGGUAUAUAUAAAUUUAAAAAAGGUGAAUAUGAUGAACCUGAAAAGAAAAAAAGAAAAACAAAUGCUCAUAUCUUGGAAAGACAAGGUGUAUUAUGUACUUGUUGUUGGCAAAUUUUAGAAGUUAAUUGUACUUCAAGAUCUUCUGUUUUAGGACAUUAUUUAAGACAUUAUAGGGAUUCUCAUGUUGGUUAUAAAAAGGAAUUUAAAAAUGGUCAAUUGAAAAAUUAUAUUGAUUUGAAUGAAUUUAAAAUUGUUGAUAAUGGUAAUGGCUGUGAUAAUGUAAAUAACUCGAGUCAAGCUGAUAGUGCGACUGCUGAAACCAACAGUCAAAUUAUAAAUGAUCCUGAUAUUUUAAAUUUCAUCAAUAGAUGGAAGGAAUAA
Messenger RNA from Lodderomyces pseudojiufengensis, 2772 nucleotides. RefSeq lists its product as uncharacterized. The record is from RefSeq and is a predicted model, not a curated record. The coding region runs from base 1 to 2772 and encodes 923 amino acids. NCBI's taxonomy places the organism in Eukaryota, Fungi, Ascomycota, Pichiomycetes, Serinales, Debaryomycetaceae. The transcript has a single exon.